CUUGGCGUGCCGGCGAUGGGGUUCGAGGCGGCGGCGGGCGGCGGCAGCGGCGGGAUCCGGGCGCUCACGCGGCGGAAGCAGGUGGACUCCGACCGGGCACGCGCCGCGGGCGGACAGCAGCUCGCCAAAGAGCUAUCCGUCACGCAGCUCAUCGCUAUCGGUGUUGGUUCGACGGUUGGAGCCGGAGUGUACGUUCUUGUUGGGACGGUUGCACGGGAGCACUCUGGCCCAGCAUUGACGCUCUCAUUUCUGAUUGCCGGAAUAGCAGCCGCUCUCUCAGCUUUCUGUUACGCGGAGCUUGCUAGUCGGUGCCCCUCUGCAGGAAGCGCCUACCACUAUUCAUACAUCUGCGUUGGUGAAGGAGUUGCAUGGUUGAUCGGCUGGGCUUUGAUAUUGGAAUAUACAAUUGGAGGAUCAGCUGUUGCCCGUGGCAUAUCUCCCAAUUUAGCGUUAUUUUUCGGAGGACCAAAUAGUCUGCCAUGGAUUCUAGCACGCCAUGAGCUCCCAUGGUUAGAUGUUGUUGUUGAUCCUUGCGCUGCUGCCUUGGUUCUCCUUGUCACUGGCCUGUUAUGUGUCGGAAUAAAAGAGAGUACAUACGUACAAGGAAUUGUGACGAUCCUGAAUUGCUGUGUGAUGCUAUUUGUUAUUAUAGCCGGUAGUUACAUCGGCUUCCAAACAGGAUGGGUCGGCUAUAAGGUGUCAGGCGGAUUUUUGCCAUAUGGAGUGAAUGGAAUGCUUUCAGGCUCAGCUACUGUUUUCUUUGCCUACAUAGGCUUUGAUUCGGUAGCUAGCACUGCUGAGGAGGUGAAGAAUCCGCAACGAGAUCUGCCAUUGGGAAUAGGAACAGCGUUGUCAAUCUGCUGUACCUUGUACAUGUUAGUUUCAGUUGUUAUUGUUGGUCUGGUACCAUACUUUGCUAUGGACCCAGAUACCCCUAUUUCUUCAGCCUUCGCAAGACAUGGGAUGCAGUGGGCAGUGUACCUUGUAACAUCUGGUGCUGUCCUUGCUCUCUGCUCAACCUUGAUGGGAUCAAUUCUGCCACAGCCAAGAAUAUUGAUGGCAAUGGCGAGAGAUGGGUUGUUGCCACCCUUCUUUGCUGAUGUUAGCGAGAAGACUCAAGUUCCUGUCAAGAGCACAAUCAUAACUGGCAUCUGUGCGGCCUCUCUGUCUUUCUUCAUGGAUGUUUCACAACUGGCCGGAAUGGUCAGUGUAGGCACGCUCCUCGCGUUCACCAUAGUCGCUGUCUCCAUCUUGAUCCUCAGAUAUGUUCCUCCAGAUGAGGUUCCCCUGCCAUCAUCUCUGCAAGCAUCAUUCCGUUUGAGCCAAGAAUGUGAUGAGGAAAAGGCGAGAGAUGAGAAUCGAGAACAGGGGACAUCUGAGAUAAAGGAUGUGAUUGUAGUAGAAUCAAUCAGUGACCCUCUUAUUGAGAAGCAGCUAUAUGCAAGCAAAUUGGAUGAGGUAAAGCGACGCAAAACAGCUGCUUGCAGCAUAGCAUCUGUAUGUGCAGGGGUUCUAAUCCUGACAUCUUCCGCUUCUGUCACAUUCCUGCCCUUCCUGGCGAUGUGCUUCCUCUGCAUCUUUGGCGGCCUGCUCCUCCUAGCUGGUCUUGGCAUGCUCUGCUGGAUUGACCAAGAUGACGGGAGGCACUCAUUUGGUCAUUCUGGGGGAUUCAUCUGCCCAUUUGUUCCAAUGCUGCCAGUGAUGUGCAUUCUCAUAAACACGUACUUGCUGAUAAAUCUGGGGGCUGGCACAUGGAUGCGAGUCGGUGUAUGGCUGGUGAUGGGGGUCUUUGUCUACAUUUUCUAUGGACGGACCCACAGCUCAUUGACCGAUGUUGUGUACGUCCCCACAGCUCAGGCAGAUGAGAUAUAUGCUUCGUCUUCUUCAGGGUUUGUGGCCUAGCUAGAUAAGAUCAUCCUUGAGAGUUAAGAGAUCAUAUGCUCCCGAGUCCAUUUCACAAAACCCUUGAGCACCCUGGCUGGAGGUGUUCCCUGUUGCUGCUGCACCCUGCGCGGCAUGGCAGGCAUGAGGUUUGAAGGAUUCAACAAAUUUUUAAGCUGUGUAAAUUGUAAAAUGUAGAAAUAUCAUCAUCAUCAUAUAUGUGCCUCAUUGGAGGAAUGUAAAUAGUAAAUAGAUAUGAUUGGAAGUGUAUAGUUUGCAAUAUGUGCAACAGUGCAAGGGGUAACUAAUGUAGUAAAUCGUUAUGAUUACCCCUGGGCCCUUCUAUUUUUCACGCAUCUUCUUGAUGCCGAUGUAAACAUUAUAUGAUUCAAUAAAGAUCUCGGUCUUUACUCCA
Messenger RNA from Lolium rigidum, 2296 nucleotides. RefSeq names its product cationic amino acid transporter 2, vacuolar-like. Gene Ontology annotation, molecular function: amino acid transmembrane transporter activity. The record is from RefSeq and is a predicted model, not a curated record. The transcript has 14 exons. NCBI's taxonomy places the organism in Eukaryota, Viridiplantae, Streptophyta, Magnoliopsida, Poales, Poaceae. Gene Ontology annotation, cellular component: membrane. The coding region runs from base 16 to 1902 and encodes 628 amino acids. Gene Ontology annotation, biological process: transmembrane transport; amino acid transport.